CCUUCUCCGCCUGAUUCUUCCCCCACCCCUGCAGCAGCCGCAUCCUCCGCCCCCUCCUUACUCUGCACCUCCUUCCUGGCUGCGGGCAGACCGCUCCACACCGCCGCAGCGCCUGGAGUCUGAACAGUCUUCCGGAGGCACACACGCCCACGCUCACUCCGCCCAGCCGCAACCCUGCCCAGCAUGUCUGCGCUCGAGUGGUACGCCCACAAGUCCCUGGGCGACGGCAUCUUCUGGAUUCAGGAACGCUUCUAUGAGUCAGGCAACCGUGCCAACAUCUGGCUGGUGCGCGGCUCCGAGCAGGACGUGGUGAUCGACACCGGCCUGGGGCUGCGCAGUCUUCCGGAGUACCUGUACUCCUCCGGCCUCUUGCAGGACGGCGGGGCCAAAGAGGACGCGGCGUGUCGGCCGCUGCUGGCGGUGGCCACCCACGUGCACUUCGACCACUCCGGCGGUCUCUACCAGUUCGACCGGGUGGCCGUGCACCACGCCGAAGCCGAGGCACUGGCUCGCGGGGACAACUUUGAGACCGUGACCUGGCUGUCCGACAGUGAGGUGGUGCGGGCGCCCAGCCCCGGUUGGAGGGCCAGGCAGUUCCGAGUGCAGGCUGUGCAGCCCACCCUCAUCCUGCAGGAUGGGGAUGUGAUCAACCUUGGUGACAGACAGCUCACUGUUAUGCAUAUGCCUGGUCACUCCAGGGGCAGUAUUUGCUUACAUGACAAAGACCGAAAGAUUCUCUUCAGUGGAGACGUGGUGUAUGAUGGAUCACUGAUUGAUUGGCUCCCAUACAGCAGGAUAAGUGACUAUGUUGGAACCUGUGAACGUCUGAUAGAAUUAGUUGACAGAGGUUUGGUGGAGAAGGUGCUUCCUGGGCACUUCAAUACCUUUGGUGCUGAAAGGCUUUUUCGAUUGGCUUCUAACUACAUUUCAAAAGCCGGGAUAUGUCACAAAGUUUCUACUUUUGCCAUGCGAUCUCUUGCCAGUUUAGCCCUACGUGUAACAAAUUCUAGGACCUCACCCUAGCAUCUAUACUGAUAAUCUAUUUCGAUUAAUUCUAUAAAUUAACCCAAUUUAUUUUGUGCUGUUUAAAAUGAUUAAUGGUGAGCAUUUCAAAAAGUGCUAUUAUGCUACUAUUGUAUAUUAGAGAAAAAUGGUUGAGAAUGAAUAAGCCAAAAAAGAAAGUUCUUAGUUUAAUUUUUUUCUUUCUUCCAAAUUAGAAACCAUUUAAAUAAGAUCAUAAUUUGCCUAAGCUGUCAUCUUGUAAUAUUUGCUCUAGAAAUGACAUAAAAGUAUAUGGGGAAGCAGGGAGGCAUUUUUGUAAUAAGAGAAAGAACUGUCCUUGCCUCCCAUUUGUCUUUAUUUCCUAGAUGACCUAGUAAAAAAGGCAUAGUGUUAUGUUUAUACUACAAACUUGAUAUUUUUAAUAUAUUAUUUAAAGAUAAAGGUUCUUAUGUUUAAAUACAUUAGAACUCAAUACAGACAUAUAAACUAAGAUUUAGAAUGACAGCUAAAACAAUCCAUUGUUAUGGGACAGAAUUUUUAUGCUUCAUUUUAUUUAUUCUUAAUGUAAUUAUAGCGUAUAUGUUAUUUUACUUACAAAAAGUACAAUGAAUUUUGUUUUAUUACAAAGCUUUAAAUGUAAAUUGCAGAAUGCUUCAGUAAAAAGCUCUUACAUAUUGCUGUUUGUUAUUAUGUAUGUGUAAUAUCUUCAGUCAUAAAAGUGAAAUUCAAAUAUCUGUAACUGCAAAUUGUCAAAUUUCACAAGAGGACACUGUCAGGCAAAUCUGAAAAUAUACACAUUGAGAAUAAUUUUUUAUUAUUCCCUAUUUUAAUAUUAACAACUACUAUAAACAAGAUUUUUCUUGUGAAAUAGCAGCUUCAGUGUAUGUGUCAUAUUUUAUGGUAUCAAAACAACUAACUAUAGAGAUCUACAACAUCCUGAUAUAAACUAUUCUUUUACUUAACAUAACAUACAUAUGUACCACAAGAAGGCUUUUCAAAUUAAUUGCAAAAUGUGCAUUAGAUAUUGACUUAGAGUGAAUUAAUUGCCUUUUUAAUCCUGAUUCACAACACCUAUUCCUGUUCAGUAUUCUUUGUCUUAAAUGAAAAGAAGUCUACAUUUGUAAAGUUAUAGGAAAGAUUAUACCACUAUUUAGUAAAAUGUUUUGGUUCGGUGCUCUUAAUAAUUUAUUAAAAAACCUUUCAGAAUAUUUCAUAAAGUUUUUUAAAAAGAUUUUUCACUGCCUUUUUAUUAUUGACAUGCCCAUAACCAAACUGAGAUAGCUUUGGAAAUGAGACUUUUAGUUUUAGGAAGGUCCAGCAAUUGAUUUCUGAAAAAUUAUGAAACUUCCCACCCUACACCUACCCAUCUUCUUUAGUCUUUUAUUGAUUCAACACACACGUGCAUGCGCGUGUGCACACACACACACUCACAAACAUACAUGUAUAGCAUUGUGCUAAAACACUGUGGAAGCUUAAGAAGUCAAAGAGACUACAUCCUAGCUAGAAGUAGAAGGCAAACAAAAUAUGAAUAACAGUAUGUGCAGGUUGAAGUGUCAGGGACAUAAGUGGCGGGAUGUGAAGUUUGGGUUAGGGAAAGGUUCCCCGAGGAGGUUUUUAAGUCAGAUUUGAAAAGAUAAUUUGUUAGGUGGAUAGUGUAGGAAACAAAAAGAUCCGAGAAUAAGGAUGGAAGCAUUAUGUUCUACAGUAGGCUAUUCCACGUGACAGUUUAAAUUUAAUUUUCAGGAAUCUUAGGUCUUCCAAACACCAAGUUCUUAGCAUAAGAAAGAUGGGUUUGUGAUUGUGUAUACAAGAAUCAUCCUUAAUGACAAAGAAGCUGUACUGUCACAUUCCACCAAAUGAACCUUUACUUAAAAUCAGUAAGAAGGCCAUGGUUGUUCAAACAUAGAAUAUCAUGGGAGAUUCUCUGUAAUAAUCCUUCAAGGUAGUAGGUUGUUUCAGUUGAUAGGGCAACAUCAAGACUUUAAAUUUGGUUCAGGGCAACUACAAACAAUCAUUUAAAAAGCCUUAAAUAUAGCCAUUAUUUUUAUAUCAGUAGCACAAAAGAAAACCAAAAGUCCUUAACCAUUGACCAUUUUAUCAUACUUUAGGACUUUUUUUUUUAACCAGGUCAUAGUAGGCACUAAUUUUUAUUAAGAAAUAUUUAAACCUGGUGAAGGCUUUCCUUAUUUCCCUAAAAGUACAAUUUUUCAAAACGGAUAUUAUUUUUAAAUUUCUCAAUUUUUUUUUUCAGGUUUUUUAAAUUGUACCAAAACAUAAGAUAUUUUACUAUUGCUUCAACAUGAGUAAGUUAGGGAAAGGAUCUCUCAUUCAGUUAGUGCCCAUGUUUUGAAUUUUAAAAUGUGCAUUAUUUAAUUUAAUCCUGGCCCCAGUGCCAAGAAGUAAUCAACCAGCCUUACACAACACAAUUGUGGACAAAACUGGUGAUUGAAUACAGGUCUGCCAGCCUCCCAAACUGUGCUUUUUCUCUUGUACCUGCACAAUAACAUAAAAUUGGCAAAGUGUAUUUUUACUUUCCAAGAUGCCACAUGUGCCAAGAAUAUCAAGUGAUGUUAAAGCAUAAUAGCAUAUUUUAAAAAAAGCUUUAAAAAUAUAUAUUUUCACCCUGACAGUGACCCUUGUUGUAAUUUAUGUUUUUUAGAAAUAAUAGUAUGUAAGUAUAAUUCAAAGUUGACAAAACGUAAGACAUAAGUAAUUUUUAUUAUUUAUAUUGUUAAUAACUUAAUAUUUGGAAAUUCAUUUUCCUUAUUUGGUGUUUUCUUUUAAUUGAGAAGUCUUAAACAAAAACCUUGUAUGUUACUCUGAUAUAGUUGAAUAAAUGGUUAUGUGUAGUUGUUCUUACAUGGAUAGUAAUAUGAAUGUGACAUGUACAAGUUGUCCUCUUAUAAUUUUCAGAUAAGUGUAAGUAAACAUUUGUGUGAUAAAUAUUAAAGUGGACAUUUUAUUUCAA
Pteropus alecto (black flying fox) is the source of this 3970-nucleotide messenger RNA. RefSeq names its product metallo-beta-lactamase domain containing 2 (gene MBLAC2). The coding region runs from base 184 to 1023 and encodes 279 amino acids. NCBI's taxonomy places the organism in Eukaryota, Metazoa, Chordata, Mammalia, Chiroptera, Pteropodidae. The transcript has 2 exons. The record is from RefSeq and is a predicted model, not a curated record.